AUGGAUUCAGGGCUACCCCACGCAGUGGGGGGGGGGGGGGGGGGGGGGGGGGGGGGGGGGGGGGGGGGGGGGGGGGGGGGGGGGGGGGGGGGGGGGGGGGGGGGGGGGGGGGGGGGGGGGGGGGGGGGGGGGGGGGGGGGGGGGGGGGGGGGGGGGGGGGGGGGGGGGGGGGGGGGGGUGGGGGGGGGGGGGGGGGGGGGGGGGGGGGGGGGGGGGGGGGGGGGGGGGGGGGGGGGGGGGGUGGGGGGGGGGGGGGGGGGGGGGGGGGGGGGGGGGGGGGGGGGGGGGGGGGGGGGGGGGGGGUGGGGGGGGGGGGGGGGGGUGGGGGGGGGGGGGGGGGGGGGGGGGGGGGGGGGGGGGGGGGGGGGGGGGGGGGGGGGGGGGGGGGGGGGGGGGGGGGGGGGUGGGGGGGGGGGGGGGGGGGGGGGGGGGGGGGGGGGGGGGGGGGGGGGGGUGGGGGGGGGGGGGGGGGGGGUGUUGGGGGGGGGGGGGGGGGGGUGGGGUGGGGGGGGGGGGGGGGGGGGGGUGUUGGGUUGGGUUGGUGUGGGGGGUUUGGUGGUGUGGGGUGUUUGGUUUUGGUGGGGUUGGGGUUGA
Messenger RNA from Dicrocoelium dendriticum, 594 nucleotides. Lineage: Eukaryota; Metazoa; Platyhelminthes; Trematoda; Plagiorchiida; Dicrocoeliidae. The record is from the annotation of a GenBank genome assembly.